Messenger RNA from Lasiodiplodia theobromae, 1065 nucleotides. RefSeq names its product Replication factor c subunit 4 protein. Gene Ontology annotation, biological process: DNA-templated DNA replication; DNA repair. NCBI's taxonomy places the organism in Eukaryota, Fungi, Ascomycota, Dothideomycetes, Botryosphaeriales, Botryosphaeriaceae. The record is from RefSeq and is a predicted model, not a curated record. The transcript is spliced from 4 exons. Gene Ontology annotation, cellular component: Ctf18 RFC-like complex; nucleus; Elg1 RFC-like complex. Gene Ontology annotation, molecular function: ATP hydrolysis activity; DNA clamp loader activity; DNA binding. Bases 1 to 1065 code for a protein of 354 amino acids.
AUGGUGACAGCCGAAUCUUCCAGCGUUGCCGCUCGCAACGGCCUGAAGGCACAGCCAAGCGGCGCAGCCGCCGGCUACGAGCUGCCAUGGGUUGAGAAGUACCGUCCCGUGUUCUUGGACGACAUCGUUGGCAACACUGAGACAAUCGAGCGCCUCAAAAUCAUUGCCAAGGAUGGCAACAUGCCGCAUGUUAUCAUCUCGGGCAUGCCCGGUAUUGGAAAGACGACGUCGAUAUUGUGCCUGGCUCGCCAGCUGCUCGGAGAUGCGUACAAGGAAGCGGUCUUGGAGCUCAACGCCAGUGACGAGCGUGGCAUCGAUGUGGUGAGGAACCGUAUCAAGGGUUUCGCGCAGAAGAAAGUCACGCUGCCGGCAGGCCGCCAGAAGAUUGUCAUCCUGGAUGAGGCAGACAGCAUGACGUCCGGUGCGCAACAGGCCCUACGACGAACUAUGGAAAUCUAUUCCUCGACGACCCGGUUUGCGUUCGCCUGCAACCAAUCGAAUAAGAUCAUCGAACCGCUUCAGUCCCGCUGCGCCAUCUUGCGCUAUUCCCGAUUGACCGACGCGCAGCUGGUCAAGCGACUGAUGCUGAUAUGUGACGCGGAGAAGGUCGAAUACUCCGAAGACGGCCUUGCAGCUCUUGUGUUCUCGGCCGAGGGAGAUAUGCGUCAGGCAAUCAACAACUUGCAGAGCACACACGCAGGUUUCGGAUUCGUCAACGGUGACAAUGUCUUCAAGGUCGUUGACAGUCCGCAUCCCAUCAAGGUUCAAGCAAUGAUCAAGGCUUGCCACGAGCAGAAGGUUGAUGUAGCUCUCGAUACACUCCGUGAACUUUGGGACCUCGGUUACUCUUGUCACGACAUCAUCAGCACUAUGUUCAAGGUCACCAAAACGAUUCCUACCCUGUCUGAGCACGCGAAGCUCGAGUUCAUCAAAGAAAUCGGCUUCACACAUAUGCGCAUUCUCGAAGGCGUGCAAACUUUCCUGCAGCUGUCCGGAUGCGUUGCACGUUUGUGCAAAAUCAACAUGAAGCCCAGCCUAUUUGUCAUUCCCAAGUCUCAGUCGUAA